AUGGCGUGGUGGCCGGUGGCGGUCGUGGUCGCUUUGACGGCCCUGUGGCUCCAGAUGCACCUCUACGCCCAGCACCCGCACCCUGGCCAAACACUCUGCGACGCGCGAAAGGUCGGGCUCGUGAUCGUCGGCCAUGGCGUCGUACCUCGCAGCCUCGUGGCGGCGAUCGCUGCCCACGAGGCCGAGAGGCGCAUCGACUUUUGCGGCGGCCAUCUCUACGUCGUGGCCGUUGGUGACGCCAAGACAGGCGGCUUUCUCCAACAGCCGACGGGCUUUACGUGGAGCCAGGCGCAGACGUUAUCGGCAAACGGCUUUGAGGCCGCGUCGCUCGAGGACGACGACGAGACCAGCGACGUUCGCCACGCGACCAGCUUGGGCGACGUCGUCAUGACGAUGCUAGCUUUCGGCGCCUGCGAUCGAUACAUUAUCGUCGACUGCGCCGGACACGGCAACCACUGGAAGGACCUCGUCUUGGCGCGGAAGGCGGGUUUUGGGCUCGUCUUGUCCAAUCGUCACCACUUGGCGGGCAACUACAACGAGACGUACGCGCGCCUCGUCUUUGAUCGUCCGCCGAAGCGCAGUCGCUUGGUGUCGUACGAGGCCACGGUUGGGAGCGGGCUCCCGAUCCUGCCGACGCUCAACCGCGUCAAGGCGACAGGUGACGACAUUCAGGGCAUCGAGUGUCGCUUCAGCGACGCCAUCGCAUUCAUCAUGGAGGCCUUGCACCGCGGAAGCCCGUUCAGUGAGGCCGUGGUAUCGGCCUACGAGAAUGGACUCACGGAAGAUGACCCGCGCGACGACCUCUCGGGCCGCGUCGCCGCACGCAAGAUGCUCAUCCUCGCGCGCGAGCUCGGCCACACGACCAACAUGGCGUCCGUGCUGGUCCAAGACCUGACGCCACCCAGCAUGCACAACUUGUCGCUUUCUGCGUUUUUCGCUGGCUUGCCUCAGCUCGACGCAGCCUUUGAAGCGCAGCUCAACGACUCGAGAGCGUCCAAUACCGUCCUCAUGUACACGGGGCGCCUUGACGCGGACGGCGCGAUCCGUGUCGGACUUGAGCACUACGAUCGCCACUCGAGCUUCUACCGCCUGCAAUGGACCGAGAGCUUGUUUGCCCUCACGACCGAGUGGUUCCCCGAGGCGAUUGUUCUCAAGGGCGCGGGCGCUGGUACGAAUGGCACGGUCGCGUCGCUCAUGGCCGACAUUGCAAAGCUCAGCUGCGUGCUCUUCACUGCGUGCGACCUGACGAGCUAGCUCCAAUGACUCUCUCUUGCACUAUAUAUCAAUAAGUUCUAUGCGUUUUGG
Molecule: messenger RNA, 1305 nt
Organism: Saprolegnia parasitica CBS 223.65
Lineage: Eukaryota; Oomycota; Saprolegniomycetes; Saprolegniales; Saprolegniaceae
Exons: 5
Coding region: 1-1254 (417 amino acids)
Biological process (GO): aspartate family amino acid biosynthetic process
Molecular function (GO): aspartate kinase activity; homoserine dehydrogenase activity
Source: RefSeq, a predicted model, not a curated record